AUGGAUAAGAUCAAGGAGAGAAUGAACAACCUCCGCCUUGAGGCCGAGGAGGCCCAGGAGAAGGUUGAGGAGCUCAAGAGCAAGGUGAAGACGCUGGAGCAGGAGAACCUCGCCAAGGAGCAGGAGAUCACAUCCCUCAACCACCGGAACCAGCUUCUGGAGGGUGAGGUCGAGAAGCUCGAGACCGCUCUCAAGGAGGCCAAGGACUCUGCCAACCAGAGUGCUCAGCACGAUACUCAGAACGAGGCUCUCCAGCGCCGUCUGCAACUGCUGGAAGAAGAGGCCGAAGACGCUGACCGGAACCUCCGGGAGACUAACGAGAAGCUCCGCCAAACCGACGUCAAGGCUGGCCACUACGAACGCAAGGUGCAGGCUCUCGAAGCGUCUCGUGACCAGUGGGAGAGCAAGUACGAGGAGAUGGCGAAGAAAUACGCCGAGUUGCAGAAGGAUCUGCACGACCUCGAGGUCUCCAUCAGCAAUGUUUAA
Molecule: messenger RNA, 486 nt
Organism: Aspergillus niger
Lineage: Eukaryota; Fungi; Ascomycota; Eurotiomycetes; Eurotiales; Aspergillaceae
Exons: 3
Coding region: 1-486 (161 amino acids)
Biological process (GO): mitotic cytokinesis; actin filament organization
Cellular component (GO): actomyosin contractile ring; actin filament
Molecular function (GO): actin filament binding
Source: RefSeq, a predicted model, not a curated record